UAUCUUUGUGUUAUCAUUUUUUUAUUUUAAAUAUGAAUUUUCUUUGUAGAUUAUAUAUGGUCGAUUUCAUGCAGAUAUACUGCAAAUAUGUAUUUGUCCUGUUAAUUUUACUACUCUUAUCACUUUGGAUUGUAUCUGUAGCCAGUGGUUUUUCGAGCUCUUUGCACAGUUUGUGUACACUAACCAAUAAAGUUGUCAACCUUAUUAAACCUUCUUGUUGCUUCAUUUUUGUGUACUUGUGUUGUUUAUAACUAAAAAAAUAAAACGUUUCCCUAACUAAUUGUUUAGUUAAUAACUAUUAUUAGGAACUUUUUUUUAGUUAUAAUUUCAUGAAGGCCGUAGUUCCUUUUGUAGUAAAUUCUGUUCUUCUGAUGAUCGUUCUUGUAUCCUGGUAUUGUGUUAUAUCUGCUGGAAAAUUUGUGAAUUCUUUUCAUUGAAAUGGCAUCAUAUUUCGAGAAUGCUGCUAUACAGGAACGUUUGAAGACUUUAAGUUCUUUAGUGCAUGAAAUAGAAGGAGAAAGACUUAAAGGCGAACAAACGUUGGAUCACAUUACUAAAGCUCAUGAUAAAAUUAAUCAAGAAGGACGUUUAACAUCUUAUAAUCAGCAAAAAUUAAAAGGACUGUACAAUACUGCUUUAAGUGAUGCUGUUCAAGAAGAAGAACUUCUUCGUCAAGCCUUAACAAAAAUAAUGGAAAUUAGGAAUAUCUGCAAUGAAAGAAAAUUAAAGGCUCGUAGUGAAGGAAAUCGGGAAAUAUUUCAUCGGGGAGCAUUAAUGAAAAUGCUUCAAGUAUCUGCACAAACUUUGCCUCUGUGGGUGGGAAAAGCCGACUCAAAAGCUCCGCCUUUGUGUGGUGCAAUUCCUGCUGAUCCAAAUUAUAUUGCAAAGCCUGGAGAUAUGGUUGCUGCAAUGGUAAAAAUAGUUGAAGGAGAUGAAGAUAAUUGGAUCUUGGCUGAAGUAGUAUCCUUUAAUCCUGUUACCAGAAAGUAUGAGGUUGAUGAUAUCGAUGAGGAACAAAAACUUCGUCACACAUUAAGCAGAAGACUUGUUGUUCCUCUUCCUAUAAUGAAGGCUAAUCCUGAGACAGAUCCAGACGCAUUAUUUCCUAAAGGAGCUGUCGUGAUGGCACUAUAUCCUCAAACAACAUGCUUUUACAAAGCCCUCGUUAACCAAUUACCGACUUCUGUCUUGGACGAUUAUGAAUUGAUCUUUGAAGACAGCAAUUAUGCUGACGGAUACGCUCCUCCUCUUAAAGUUGCUCAGAGGUAUGUGAUUGACAUCAAAGAAAGGAAAAAGUCUUAG
Nezara viridula (southern green stink bug) is the source of this 1302-nucleotide messenger RNA. NCBI's taxonomy places the organism in Eukaryota, Metazoa, Arthropoda, Insecta, Hemiptera, Pentatomidae. The record is from the annotation of a GenBank genome assembly.